UAUAUAAAGUUACUGUCCGCAUUGCGUGUGUAUGGUGCAUGAAUCUGCUGGAAUCAACCAUGUCACAUGAUUUCAGCCUGAGUUCUUUGCUGGAGAGGGGUGAAGCUGUUACCUUAGACCUAGACUCGUGGUUCUUGGAAGACAUCGACCUGCUGGAAGGAAGUGAGUACGACAGCAACGAGUCGUACGUCAGCAAUGAGUCGUUUGUCAGCGUGUGUGACCCGAAAGAGGUCCGGCACUUCGAGGCGGUCUUCAUACCAGUGCUGUACUCGGUGGCCUUCGUCGUGGGCAUCAUGGGCAACGGGCUUCUCCUGGGAAUUCUGGCUCGGAGCCGGAAGACGUGGAGCGUGACGGACACCUUCAUCCUGCACCUGGCUGUGGCUGACGUCCUGUUGCUGUUCACACUACCCUUGAUGACCGCACAGGACGCCCAAAUUCUUGGGUGGACCUUCGGCACGCCUCUCUGCAAGAUCACUGGAGCUGUUUUCACAAUCAACUUCUACUGUGGAAUCUUGCUUCUGGCGUGCAUCAGUCUGGACCGCUACCUGUCCAUCGUGCACGCCACCCAGAUGUACUCUCGCCGGAAACCCUGGCUCAUCCAGUCCAGUUGCCUGGCCGUCUGGCUCUUCUCGGUUGUCCUCUCCGUGCCUGACUGGAUCUUCCGGGAGGCGUUGCACGAUGCAAGGCGAAACAAAACAGAGUGUGUGUCCAACUUUCACUCGUGGAGACUGGCCUCGCGUCUCCUCGACCACAUCGCUGGCUUCCUGCUGCCGUCGCUUGUCCUCAUCUUCUGCUACUCGUGUAUCCUGCGCCGGCUACGCUGCGGUACAGGGGGCGCCCAGAAGCAGAAGGCGUUUUGGGUCAUCGCUGCCGUGGUGGUGGUGUUCUUUCUCUGUUGGACGCCGUACAACAUUGUCCUCAUGGUGGACACGGCUUUUUUGGACGACACCAGCACCAGUUGUGAAUUUAGAGCCUCUCUGGCGAAGGCUAUGAUUAUCACCCAGACUAUAGGCUACCUCCACUGCAGCCUCAACCCCAUCCUGUACGCCUUUGUGGGGGUCAAGUUUCGCCAUCAGCUCCUGGACAUCAUGAGGAUCCUUACCUGCAAAUCCGAGAAACUCCAGUCAGCCGUCGGCAGAAGGAGAACCUCCAUUUGGUCUGAGUCUGCAGACACCACAAACUCCCUAGCAAUCUGAAACACAUGACAACAGAAGCAUGCACACACCAGAACCAACCUCCUGAAAAAUAUGUAUCUAGAGACAUUUCCAUUGUACCAAAACCCUUUUGUGUAUACAACAAUUUUCAACAACAAUUUUCUUCUAGUAUCGCUUCGAUUUCAACAGCAUACAUACCAUAAGUACUGUAUUACACUGUGCCAUUAAACAUACAUGAAUACAUGUUUUGUUUCACAUU
Molecule: messenger RNA, 1413 nt
Organism: Phyllopteryx taeniolatus (common seadragon)
Lineage: Eukaryota; Metazoa; Chordata; Actinopteri; Syngnathiformes; Syngnathidae
Gene: cxcr3.1
Product: chemokine (C-X-C motif) receptor 3, tandem duplicate 1
Exons: 3
Coding region: 39-1196 (385 amino acids)
Biological process (GO): immune response; G protein-coupled receptor signaling pathway; chemotaxis
Cellular component (GO): membrane
Molecular function (GO): C-X-C chemokine receptor activity
Source: RefSeq, a predicted model, not a curated record